CCUCUCCUCAAUUUCUUAAUCUCAUCGCCCCCACAAACAUCAACCGCAAGCCGCCGUUGCAGCAGCAGUGCGGGAGGAAGCGCAAGGCAAGCAUGGCCCUAGCGGGCUUGGACGACCAAAGGGAAAGGCACAGAAUUGCAGAGGGAAACCGACGAAAGAACCUCAGCCAGCUGCACCGUGAGCUGGACAGCCGGAUUCAUGAUUCCUUCCUGGAGCAAGCUGGUUGGAACCCUUCCAAGGGCCUACCGGAGUCCAAGGAACAAAUUGUUCAGGCUGCCAUCUUCCUCGUUGACUACAUGGUCUCGAUCAUCAUGUCCUUGCUUCGCCAAGAUAACAAGACGCCACACCAGCUUUCGGAGUGCCUGACACCCCAGAUCCGCUGCAUGCAGCUGCAGCAGCUGGUGCUAAGCCUUCGGAAGCAGAAUCAGAUUUCCCAGCAGCAGCUCAGGAGUCUUCAGCAAGAAAAUCAGACGUUGGUGGGGCGUAUGCCUUCGUAGAAUAUGGUGCUGAGAGUACUUUCUGAGUGCAAAAUUGAGGAUGGGACGCACUGCAGCCGCAGAGCUAUACGUCGGAUGUGUGUCUAUAUGCAGAAU
Molecule: messenger RNA, 593 nt
Organism: Aspergillus welwitschiae
Lineage: Eukaryota; Fungi; Ascomycota; Eurotiomycetes; Eurotiales; Aspergillaceae
Exons: 1
Coding region: 93-497 (134 amino acids)
Source: RefSeq, a predicted model, not a curated record